Molecule: messenger RNA, 748 nt
Organism: Mauremys mutica (yellowpond turtle)
Lineage: Eukaryota; Metazoa; Chordata; Testudines; Geoemydidae
Product: C-type lectin BfL-2-like
Exons: 5
Coding region: 14-499 (161 amino acids)
Molecular function (GO): signaling receptor activity
Source: RefSeq, a predicted model, not a curated record
GGGAAGCGAGAAGAUGGGGCCAGUCGCCUACUUCAGCCUCUGCCUCCUCGGCUGCCUGAUCUUUAACCCCUCAAUGGCCAGGGUACAGGCUGUGUCCUGUCCCGGGUGCUGGCUGCCCUUCCAAGACAGCUGCUAUCGAUACAUCGCCCAAGAGAAAAACUGGAUGGAGGCUGAGGCUGAGUGCCAGCGGCAUGGACAGAAGGCCCAUCUCGUCUCCAUUCACGGUCCUGAGGAAAAGAACAUGCUGGCCCAUUACGCCAAGCAGAACCCCCCAAACAAGAUUCACAUCUGGAUCGGACUCUCAGACCCUGCGCAUAAUCUAACCUGGAGAUGGUCAGAUAAUUCCCCGCUCACUUUCAGAGCUUGGGAUAAGGGGCAACCCAAUGAUCUGGUAGGAAACGAGCACUGUGCGGUGUUAUUUUACAAUACAGGUUUUCAGAAAUGGCACGAUUAUCCCUGUGAACACAGACACGCUUUCAUGUGUAAGCGCAAACCCUAGGGGAGGCAGGUCGCCUGCACCUGGGGGCUCCCAACACCUGGGCUGUGACUGAAUCGAGUCCCUCCCUCUCCCCGGGGAGACCAGAUCCUGUGUCCCCGGCUGCAAAGUCCCUUCUGCAAAGCAUCGCUGAGUUACGCUGUGUCACUCCCGCUCUGCUCUGCCCCCUUCUCUCCCUGUCGCACCCACGCUCUGCUCUUCUCAGCCAUCUCAGCACAGUGCAGUGAUAAUAAACUUUCCCUCGAACAUUCA